AGCAGAUAGCUGUCCAAGAGCUGUCUUUCCUUUCCCUAAUGAUUCUCUCUCUUUCUUUCGGGCAAUGUCUUUGAUGUCUUCCAGUUUUACUUAGUACUUCAUCUUCUUCUUCAUUUCAGUGUUUUUGGGUUUGUUUUUUUCCUACUGUUUUGGACAAUAAUUGAAGCAAGAGAUAACCUUGGGGGCGGCGGCGGAGGGAGAGGAACAUCUCUGAAAUUACUUUCACUUUUGCUGGUGGGUGUAAAAUGAGUGCAUCAAGGUUCAUCAAAUGUGUCACUGUUGGUGAUGGUGCCGUCGGCAAGACUUGCAUGCUCAUCUCCUACACCAGCAAUACUUUCCCUACUGAUUAUGUGCCAACUGUCUUUGACAACUUUAGCGCAAAUGUGGUUGUGGACGGCAACACUGUUAAUCUUGGAUUGUGGGAUACUGCUGGCCAGGAAGACUACAAUAGAUUAAGACCUUUGAGCUAUCGUGGAGCAGAUGUCUUCUUGUUGGCAUUCUCUCUCAUUAGCAAAGCCAGCUACGAAAAUGUUUCUAAGAAAUGGAUUCCGGAGUUGAGGCAUUAUGCACCUGGUGUUCCAAUUAUUCUUGUUGGGACUAAGCUUGAUCUUCGGGAUGAUAAGCAGUUCUUCGUAGAUCACCCUGGAGCAGUGCCCAUUACCACAGCCCAGGGGGAGGAAUUAAGGAAGCUGAUUGGAGCCCCUGUUUACAUUGAAUGUAGUUCAAAGACACAGCAGAACGUGAAAGCGGUCUUUGAUGCGGCCAUCAAAGUGGUUCUCCAGCCACCAAAGCAGAAGAAGAAAAAGAAGAGAAAGUCACAAAAAGCCUGCUCGAUAUUGUGAUCACGUGAUGAACAGUUAUGGAUGCCGGGGUGGAUAUCAUGGCCCAUUUAGCCACAUAAAUCUGUUAGUCUCUCACCAUGUCUAUCAUCUCUUUCUCACCUUGAGAAAAUAGCUCCUUUUGGUUUGUAGUCUGAACUAUAACAGAACUAGGAUCAUUCCUAUAAUCAUCUAAAUUUGUGCUUUUUCUUUUCUCUUCUUUUCUUUUUUUCUCUCAUGGAUUGUCUUUUGAAUUUGUAUAUUGAUGGCCCUUUAUGUGUUCUCACACUUUCCUUCAGUUACUUUGGGUUUAGAUAUGUUUGAUCUGUUAACUGAAACAUGGAGAAAUUGUUUCCUAUUGUUUCUUGUGAUGUAAUCUGAUCUAGUAUGUUUUAAUGAACUAAUAUUAUAUUUGUGGUUUUGGAGUUCA
Gossypium raimondii (Peruvian cotton) is the source of this 1248-nucleotide messenger RNA. Its product is annotated as rac-like GTP-binding protein ARAC3. Bases 246 to 842 code for a protein of 198 amino acids. Gene Ontology annotation, cellular component: cell cortex; cytoplasmic vesicle; plasma membrane. The transcript has 7 exons. The record is from RefSeq and is a predicted model, not a curated record. Lineage: Eukaryota; Viridiplantae; Streptophyta; Magnoliopsida; Malvales; Malvaceae. Gene Ontology annotation, biological process: cortical cytoskeleton organization; establishment or maintenance of cell polarity; regulation of cell shape. Gene Ontology annotation, molecular function: protein kinase binding; GTP binding; GTPase activity.